UGCUCCGUUCUGGUUAAAUGGUGUACGACAAGUAGCGCCGGGGGCGUUGAUUCUGCUGUCAGUAGACGGUUCGUUCAUCAUUUCAGAAUUUUUGUAGCUAUUCAGUAACAAUGACUGAUUCGAAGUAUUUUACAACAACGAAGAAAGGUGAAAUCUUCGAGCUGAAAUCUGAGUUAAACAAUGAUAAAAAAGAAAAGAAGAAAGAAGCAGUCAAAAAGGUGAUUGCUUCGAUGACGGUAGGAAAAGAUGUCUCCGCGCUUUUUCCUGAUGUUGUAAACUGCAUGCAGACGGAUAACCUGGAAUUGAAGAAGCUGGUAUACUUGUACCUGAUGAACUAUGCUAAAAGUCAACCCGACAUGGCGAUCAUGGCUGUCAACACCUUUGUUAAGGAGCUAGCGACAUCUCCGAUGACAAAGGACUGUGAGGACCCGAACCCCCUGAUCCGAGCUUUGGCUGUACGCACCAUGGGCUGCAUUCGAGUGGAUAAGAUUACUGAAUACCUCUGCGAACCUCUUCGAAAGUGUUUGAAAGACGAGGAUCCGUACGUACGCAAGACAGCUGCUGUUUGCGUCGCCAAGCUGUAUGACAUUAAUGCAGCACUUGUUGAAGAUCAAGGAUUUCUGGAUCAACUGAAGGAUCUUUUAUCGGACAGCAAUCCUAUGGUUGUUGCAAAUGCUGUUGCGGCGCUAUCUGAGAUAAAUGAAGCAAGCCCCAGUGGACAGCCGUUGGUAGAGAUGAAUGCGCAGACCAUCAAUAAGCUGCUUACAGCCUUGAACGAAUGUACGGAAUGGGGACAAGUUUUCAUUCUUGAUUCACUAGCCAACUAUUCUCCAAAAGACGAUCGUGAGGCACAGAGUAUCUGCGAACGGAUCACGCCACGUCUCGCCCAUGCAAACGCAGCAGUAGUUCUGUCUGCUGUCAAGGUUCUGAUGAAGCUUAUGGAAAUGCUGCAAUCAGAGUCUGACUUCGUUGGUACGCUGACUAAAAAAUUAGCACCACCAUUAGUUACCCUUCUUAGUUCCGAGCCUGAAGUUCAAUAUGUAGCUUUAAGGAAUAUCAAUCUGAUCGUCCAGAAAAGGCCAGAUAUAUUGAAACAUGAAAUGAAGGUAUUUUUUGUCAAGUACAACGAUCCCAUCUAUGUGAAACUUGAAAAAUUAGAUAUCAUGAUCAGAUUGGCCUCUCAAGCAAACAUUGCUCAAGUUCUAUCCGAGUUGAAAGAAUAUGCUACUGAAGUUGACGUAGAUUUCGUCAGGAAAGCAGUUAGAGCCAUUGGACGUUGCGCCAUCAAAGUUGAACCUUCUGCUGAACGCUGCGUAUCUACCUUACUGGAUUUAAUUCAAACAAAAGUCAAUUACGUGGUCCAAGAAGCAAUUGUUGUCAUCAAGGACAUAUUCCGAAAAUAUCCCAACAAAUACGAGAGUAUAAUAUCAACCCUGUGUGAAAAUUUGGACACUCUAGACGAGCCGGAAGCAAGAGCGUCAAUGAUCUGGAUAAUAGGCGAAUACGCGGAGAGAAUCGAUAAUGCCGAUGAAUUACUAGAGAGUUUCCUAGAAGGAUUUCACGAUGAAAAUACGCAGGUACAAUUGCAGCUGCUCACAGCGAUUGUAAAAUUAUUCCUGAAACGGCCCACCGACACUCAAGAGCUGGUACAGCAAGUACUCAGUCUUGCUACUCAAGACUCCGACAAUCCUGAUCUUCGAGACCGUGGCUUCAUUUACUGGAGAUUACUUAGUACAGAUCCAGCAGCUGCCAAGGAAGUCGUAUUAGCGGAGAAGCCACUGAUUUCCGAAGAAACUGACCUUUUGGAACCCGCGCUUCUAGAUGAACUAAUUUGUCACAUAUCCAGUCUAGCCUCUGUUUAUCACAAACCACCAACAGCCUUUGUGGAGGGAAGAGCUGCUGGUGCCAGAAAAUCACUUCCAGCUAGGAGCAACUCCAACGAAGAUACUGUACAGCGAGUUCCGCAGCCACAGUCACAAGUUAUACCUGCUCAGGAUUCGCUGAUCGGAGAUCUCCUCAGCAUGGACAUUGGUGGUCCAAGCGUUGUAACACCUGCACCAACGUCGCAAUCUGGAUUGGGCUUAGAUCUGUUGGGAGGGGGACUUGAUGGUAUUUUAGGUUCUAAUGACCCUAUCAGCGCACCCGCCAUAUCUCAAACCACCACUGGCCUUUUGGGCGAUAUAUUUGGAUUCAGUCAGGCACCAACGUCCUAUAUACCACCUAAAGUGAAUUGGCUGCCAGCUGAGAAAGGAAAGGGAUUCGAUGUUUGGGGGACGUUUUCGAGAAAGAACGGACAAAUCAGUAUGGAUAUGACAUUCUCUAAUAAAGCAAUGCAGCCCAUGGGAGGAUUUGCAAUUCAACUAAACAAAAACAGCUUUGGUUUAACGCCAGCUGCACCAUUGCAAGUCGGUGGUCCUCUUAACCCGGGUGCUAGUAUUGAAACAAGCGUUAUCCUGUCAACGGCUGGUGCUGUGCAGCGUAUGGAUCCUUUGAAUGAUCUGCAAGUUGCGAUGAAGAAUAACAUUGGCAUCUUCUAUUUUGCUUGUCUUGUACCAAUGAACGUGUUCUUCACUGAAGAUGGACAGUUGGAUAAAAGAAUUUUCUUAUCCACUUGGAAAGAUAUUCCAGCUCAAAAUGAGGUACAAUACACGUUGACUGGAGUUAUGCUCACUGCUGAUCAGGUAGUACAGAAGAUGCAACAAAAUAACGUGUUUACAAUAGCCAAAAGAAACGUUGAAGGGCAAGAUAUGCUUUAUCAAUCCCUCAAGCUGACCAAUAACGUCUGGGUUCUUAACGAACUCAAAAUCCAACCAGGCAACCCUAAUGUCACACUGUCACUAAAGUCACGAUCUGUGGAGGUGGCGUCAGGAGUCUUUGCCGCUUAUGAUGCGAUUCUGCAUUCGUGAAUAACACCAUCAUUCCCGACCCAAGAACUUAGAAAUAUGAAUCUUAUUGCUAAUUAUUAAAUUAAUUAUAAUGAAUGCGUUGUCCAGAUUUCUCUUGAAAUUGUUUACAUUUUUAAAACCUUGUACAUGUUAUGAUUGAGUUAAAAUGUUACACUAAAUUAUGCAACCUAUUUCAGCUCACAUUCGAAAAGGAAAUACGAAAUUCCACGAGACAUCAUUUGUUUGAAACAAUAUACUCUCACUGAAAUCUGCUACGAACACAAGUGAUAGUGUAUAAUAUUGAAACAAAUCGUGUUAAACAUAAUUGUUUUCGAGUAGCCGCAAACAUAUUUAAAUUGUGUGCUCCAUGAUGUAUAAAUAAUAAAAUGAAGAAAUAUGAUAUACAUAUAAA
Neodiprion fabricii is the source of this 3297-nucleotide messenger RNA. It is a transcript of the gene AP-1-2beta, whose product is annotated as AP-1 complex subunit beta-1. The transcript has 12 exons. NCBI's taxonomy places the organism in Eukaryota, Metazoa, Arthropoda, Insecta, Hymenoptera, Diprionidae. Gene Ontology annotation, molecular function: clathrin binding. Gene Ontology annotation, cellular component: clathrin adaptor complex; membrane coat. Gene Ontology annotation, biological process: vesicle-mediated transport; intracellular protein transport. Bases 111 to 2906 code for a protein of 931 amino acids. The record is from RefSeq and is a predicted model, not a curated record.